Messenger RNA from Cololabis saira (Pacific saury), 5934 nucleotides. RefSeq names its product glutamyl-prolyl-tRNA synthetase 1 (gene eprs1). NCBI's taxonomy places the organism in Eukaryota, Metazoa, Chordata, Actinopteri, Beloniformes, Belonidae. The transcript is spliced from 37 exons. The record is from RefSeq and is a predicted model, not a curated record. Gene Ontology annotation, molecular function: glutamate-tRNA ligase activity; proline-tRNA ligase activity; ATP binding. Bases 130 to 5397 code for a protein of 1755 amino acids. Gene Ontology annotation, cellular component: aminoacyl-tRNA synthetase multienzyme complex; cytoplasm. Gene Ontology annotation, biological process: prolyl-tRNA aminoacylation; translation; glutamyl-tRNA aminoacylation.
UCGAUGCAGAAGAAGAACCUGCUGCAGCGUGGAGGGCAGAAAGCUGCUGCAUGUUUGUCAUCUUCACCGGGAUUUAUCAAGCCUUUUGAAGCUUCUACCUCCUUAUUUUAAGAAAUAAAUCUGCAAAAUAUGGCUUUAAACCUCACCAUCAACACCAGCAAGCCUCCUCUGGGGGCCCUUCUAGCAGCCGAGCAUGUGCGGAGCUCCGUGCAGGUGUCGGUGGAGGAAGGCAAGGACACGAAGCUUCAAAUCUCAGACUCGGUCCAGUUCAACGACACCAACUCCAUCAGCCGCUACCUGGCCCGGGUGGCCCCGGCCCUCGGCCUGUACGGGGCCAACCUGAUGGAGCAGACUGAGGUGGACCACUGGCUGGAGUUCAGCGCUCGCCGCCUCUGCGAUCAGCCCGAUCUGACGGCGGCGCUGGGCGAGCUGGACAAGACUCUCUCCCUGCGAACCUUCCUGGUGGGACACGCCGUCACUCUGGCCGACCUGUCGGUCUGGGCCGCCCUCAAAGGCCACGGCGACUGGCCGAACCAGGGUAAAUCUUUUCCCCACAUCAGCCGCUGGUUUUCCUUCCUGAGCUCACAGGUUCCCUUCUCUGCUGUGGGGAACAAGUACGCCAGCAAGAAAGCUCCGAUGAACAAGUCCAACUCGGAUGAGAAGAAGCAGGAUGUCGGGAAGUUUGUGGAUUUGCCCGGAGCUGAGAUGGGCAAGGUGGUGGUUCGAUUCCCCCCCGAGGCCAGCGGGUACCUGCACAUCGGCCACGCCAAGGCCGCGCUGCUCAACCAGCACUACCAGGUCACAUUCAAGGGGAAGCUCAUCAUGCGCUUCGACGACACCAACCCCGAGAAGGAGAAGGAGGAUUUUGAGAAGGUGAUCCUGGAAGACGUGUCGAUGCUCCAGAUCCACCCGGACCAGUUCACCUACACCAGCGACCAUUUCCCCGUCAUCAUGAAGCUGGCGGAGCAGCUGCUGUCCGAGGGCCGGGCCUACAUCGACGACACGCCCCCCGAGCAGAUGAAGCUGGAGCGGGAGCAGCGCGUCGAGUCCAAGUGCAGGAGCAACACCGUGGAGCAGAACCUGAAGCUCUGGGCAGGGAUGAAGGCCGGGACGGAGUUGGGUCAGACCUGCUGCAUGAGAGCAAAGAUCGACAUGAACUCCAACAACGGCUGCAUGAGAGACCCCACCCUGUACCGCUGCAAGAACACGCCGCACCCGCGCACCGGCAGCUCAUACAGAGUCUACCCCACAUACGACUUUGCGUGCCCCAUCGUGGACAGCCUGGAGGGCGUGACCCACGCGCUCAGGACCACGGAGUACCACGACCGCGACGAGCAGUUCUACUGGUUCAUCGACGCGCUGCGUCUCAGGAAGCCGUACAUCUGGGAGUACGCGCGGCUCAACCUCAACAACACCGUGCUGUCCAAGAGGAAGCUCACCUGGUUUGUGGACCAGGGCUUCGUCGAUGGAUGGGACGACCCCCGUUUCCCCACCGUCAGAGGGGUCCUGAGGAGAGGAAUGACCGUGGAGGGUCUUAAGCAGUUCAUAGCAGCCCAGGGCGGAUCGAGGUCCGUGGUGAACAUGGAGUGGGACAAGAUCUGGGCCUUCAAUAAGAAGCUGCCAGUUAGCUCUCUGAAGGUCAUCGACCCGGUCGCUCCCCGGUACACGGCGCUGUCCGGCUCCUACACCGUCCCCGUCUCUGUUCCAGGGGCCAAGGAGGAGAUGAAGGAAGUGGCCAAACACCCGAAGAAUGCUGAGGUGGGGAUGAAGGAGGUUUGGUACGGACCCAGAGUUCUGGUUGAAGGAGCGGAUGCUGAGACUCUGACGGAGGGGGAGGUGGUCACUUUCAUCAACUGGGGCAACCUGGUCAUCUCCAAGAUCAACAGAGGGGCCGACAAGAAGGUCGUGUCCAUGGAAGCUCGUCUGGAUCUGGAGAACAAAGACUUCAAGAAGACGACGAAGAUCACGUGGCUGGCCGACACCAGCAGGGCCCCCGCGCUGCCCGCCAUCUGCAUCAACUUCCAGCCGCUCAUCUCCAAGGCCGUCCUCACCAAAGACGACGACUUCAAGGAACACAUCAAUAAAAACAACAAGCUGGAGGAGAAGAUGCUCGGAGAUCCCUGUCUGAAGAACGUGAAGAAAGGUGACAUCAUCCAGCUGCAGAGGCGGGGCUUCUACAUCUGUGACCAGCCCUACGAGCCAAUCAGCCCCAACAGCUGUAAGGAGAGUCCCUGCGUGCUGCUCUACAUCCCCGACGGCCACACCAAGGAGAUGCCGACCGCCGGCUCCAAGGACAAGAGCAAGAGCCAGGCUCCCGCCGGCCGAACUGCCAAAGCUCCUCCAGCUGCUGCCAAAGCUGCUCCAGCCUCCGCUCCACCCGCUGCAUCCAACUCGGCCUCCGAUGUGUUCUCAAGCAUCGUAGCGCAGGGUGAAGCCGUCCGGCAGCUGAAGGCUGCUAAAGCCUCUAAAGAGGAAGUGGACAAGGCCGUUCAGCUGCUGCUCUCUCUAAAGACGCAGUUCAAGCAGCAGACGGGCGUCGACUACAAACCUGGCAUGGCCCCGCCCACCUCUGCCCCGGCCACGCCCCCUGCGUCAUCAGACUCCGCCCCCUGUCCGUUUACACGUGUUUCCCAGCAGGGGGAGCUGGUGAGGAAGCUGAAGGCAGAGCAGGCUCCCAAGGAUCAGGUCGAUGCUGCGGUGAAGCAGCUCCUCGCUCUCAAGGCCGAGUUUAAAAAGAUCACGGGUCAGGAUUACAAACCCGGCAUGGCGGCGCCCAAGUCCUCCCCCCCUGUGACCAGCUCCUCGUCCCCCCCGUCCUCCUCCUCUUCUCCGGACCCGACUGAGCGCGUCGCCCAGCAGGGGGAGCUGGUCAGGAAACUGAAGUCUGAAAAAGCCCCCAAGGAUCAGGUCGAUGCUGCGGUGAAGCAGCUCCUCGCUCUCAAGGCCGAGUUUAAAAAGAUCACUGGUCAGGAUUACAAACCCGGCAUGGCGGCGCCCAAGUCCUCCCCCCCUGUGACCAGCUCCUCGUCCCCCCCGUCCUCCUCCUCCUCUCCGGACCCGACUGAGCGCGUCGCCCAGCAGGGGGAGCUGGUCCGGAAACUGAAGUCUGAAAAAGCCCCCAAGGACCAGAUUGAUGCGGCAGUGAAGCAGCUGCUGGCCCUGAAGGCCGAGUUCAAGCAGAUCACAGGGAAGGACUACAAGCCCGGAGCAGCUCCGGCUCAGAAAACUGCUGCCCCGGUCCAGAAAACUGCUGCCCCGGUCCAGAACAGCCCCAAACCGGCCCCCACCCCCAGCCCGGCCUCCUCCACCUCCUCCGCCAACGGCGUCUACGAGAAAGUGGCCGCGCAGGGAGAGAUGGUCAGGAAGCUGAAGACUGAAAAAGCUCCCAAAGAUCAGGUGGACGCUGCGGUGAAGCAGCUGCUGGCUCUAAAGGCCGAGUACAAGCAGCAGACGGGGCAGGACUACAAGCCCGGGGCUCCGGCUCCGGCUCCAGCUCCGGCUCCAGCUCCAGCCGGCCCGGCCUCCACCCCGUCCAGCGGUUCCUCUCAGGCCCAGGAGAUGUUCUCCCGGGUGGCCCAGCAGGGAGACCUGGUCCGGAGGAUGAAGGCUGAGAAAGCCCCCAAGGACAAGAUGGACGAGGCGGUGAAGACGCUGCUGGACCUGAAGGGCCAGUACAAGUCUCUCACCGGGGAGGACUACAAACCUGUAACGGCCCCCGCCUCCGCCGGGGGGGAGGACAAGAACCGCAAGGAGAGGGAGAACAAGUCUGAGAAGCAGGGAGGAGGAGGAGGAGGAGGUGGAGGGAAGAAGGGUAAAGGAGACAAGGCGGGUCAAGGGAAGGAGUCGUCAGGAGGAGCCGGAGGAUCCGACGGUCAAGGUCCUAAGAAACAGACACGGUUGGGCUUGGAGGCAAAGAAAGAGGAGAACCUGGCUGACUGGUACUCUCAGGUGAUCACGAAGGCAGAGAUGAUUGAGUACUACGACGUGAGCGGCUGCUACGUGCUGCGUCCCUGGGCCUACUCCAUCUGGGAGGCCAUCAAAGAAUUCUUCGACAGAGAGAUCAAGAAGCUGGGCGUGGAGAACUGCUACUUCCCCAUGUUCGUCUCUCAGGCUGCUCUCGAGAAGGAAAAGUCCCACAUUGCAGACUUUGCUCCGGAGGUUGCCUGGGUAACGCGGUCAGGGAAGACGGAGCUGGCAGAGCCCAUCGCUGUCAGACCCACCAGUGAAACAGUGAUGUAUCCGGCCUACGCUAAGUGGGUCCAGUCCCACAGAGACCUGCCCAUCAAACUGAACCAGUGGUGCAACGUGGUGAGGUGGGAGUUCAAACACCCCCAGCCCUUCCUGAGGACCCGGGAGUUCCUGUGGCAGGAGGGACACACGGCCUUCGCCACCCAGGAGGAGGCAGCCGAGGAGGUGAUGCAGAUCCUGGACUUGUACGCCAGGGUGUACGAAGAGCUCAUGGCCAUCCCCGUCGUGAAGGGGAAGAAGACGGAGAAGGAGAAGUUUGCAGGAGGAGAUUACACAACGACGGUGGAGGCUUUCAUCUCUGCCAGCGGCCGAGCCAUUCAGGGCGCCACCUCUCACCACCUGGGUCAGAACUUCUCCAGGAUGUUUGAGAUUGUUUUUGAGGAUCCCAAGAAGCCGGGAGAGAAGCAGCUGGCCUUCCAGAACUCGUGGGGAAUAACGACGAGGACCAUCGGUGUCCUGGCCAUGGUGCACGGAGACAACAUGGGGCUGGUGCUGCCGCCAAGGGUCGCCUGCCUGCAGGCCGUCAUCAUCCCGUGUGGACUCACGGCGUCCCUGCCGGAGCAGGAGAAGGACGCCGUGUUGGCCCAGUGCUCCAAGUACCUGAAGAAGCUGCUGGCCGCCGGCGUCAGGGUGAAGACCGACUUCAGGGACAACUACUCCCCGGGCUGGAAGUUCAACCACUGGGAGCUCAAGGGCGUUCCCCUGCGUCUGGAGGUCGGGCCUAAAGACAUGCAGCAGCAGCAGUGUGUGGCGGUGAGGAGAGACUCGGGCGCCAAGGUGACGAUCCCCGAGGCCGAGGUGGAGAAGAGGCUGGUGGCGAUGCUGGACGACAUCCAGAACAGUCUGUUCAAGAGAGCUUCAGAUGACCUGAACAGUCACAUGGUGGCUGCAGACUCCAUGGAGCUGUUCCAGCAGGAGUUGGACCAGGGAAAAAUCGUCCAGAUCCCGUUCUGUGGAGGAAUCGAAUGUGAAGACUGGAUCAAGAAAACCACUGCCAAGGACCAGGACCUGGAGCCCGGAGCUCCAUCCAUGGGAGCUAAAAGCCUCUGCAUCCCCUUCACGCCGCUGAAGCCGCUGCAGCCCGGCCAGAUGUGCGUGAGCGGGAAGGAGCCGGCGCAGUAUUACACGCUGUUCGGACGCAGCUACUGAACACCUGGACACGUCCCAGUAGAAAAGGGCUUUCCAACAGAAUCCCUCCUGUUUCUCUGUUUCUGAUCUGUUAUGGGUGUUUAAGGUAACCAGGUCACUCACCUGUAGGCCUCAUAAUAGGAAUACUUUUCUUUUUUUAACAUGGUAACAUUUAUGUAAUGCACUUGAAAGUAAGUGGAGAUCAAAGAAAUGUUUUUUUUUUAUUGGUUGUGUUCUGUUAAACGUUUGUUAUUCUCAGAAUAAUGUGUGAAAGCAGUGUUAGAUCCAGGUUCUAACAGCCAGACUGGUUUGUUAACGUCUAAUAUUCCGAGUUAUGAUGAUGAUUUAUGGACGGUUCGUCUCCGAAACCUCUGCCGUUGCAGUGGGAGUGUAUUUCUUGCAGCUUUUCCAGCUCUGCUCCCGUGUCUGGUUACAUCACGCAGCUCCUGGCGACUCCUGGAGCCACAUUUAAAAGUCAGUGAUGUAAGCGCCUGCCACUUCAGCCCCUGAAGAACUUUGCAGCCUGUGUAAAAUAAAGACAUUUCCAUGGCAAACUGA